AUGACGCUGCCACCUUGUGCAGAUAGGGUUCUGCAGGAGGUUUUAGAUGAACAUAAGAUCAGUCUGAGGAAGAGAUGUGAAUGUGUGACUGAAGGAACUGAUGAAACAGGAAGUGGAACCCUCCUUAACAGGAUCUACACUGAGCUCUACAUCACAGAGGGACAGAGUGAAGAGGUUAAUACCCAACAUGAGGUGAGGCAGCUUGAGACAGCUUCCAAGAAGAAGAUCCUCCAUGACGCUCCAAUCAAGUGCCACGACAUCUUUAAAGUCUUACCUGACCAACAGGGACACAUCAGAGUCGUUCUGACAAACGGCGUCGCUGGCGUUGGAAAAACCUUCUCAGUGCAGAAGUUCACUCUGGACUGGGCAGAGGGCUUGGAAAACCAAGAUGUCAGUCUGGUGAUUCUGCUUUCGUUCAGGGAGCUGAACUUGAUCAGAGAUGAGCAGUACAGUCUUCUCAUGCUGCUCCAUGUUUUCCAUCCAACAUUACAGAAGGUCACAGCAGAGAAGCUCGCUGACUGUAAAGUUCUGUUCAUCUUUGACGGCCUGGAUGAAAGCAGACUUUCACUGGAUUUCAAGAACAAUGAGGUUGUGUCUGAUGUCACCCAGAAGUCAUCAGUCAACGUGCUGUUGACAAACCUCAUCCAGGGGAAUCUGCUUCCCUCAGCUCUCGUCUGGAUAACUUCCCGACCUGCAGCAGCCAAUCAGAUCCCUCCUGCAUGUGUUGACAGGGUAACAGAGGUACGAGGCUUCACUGACGCCCAGAAGGAGGAGUACUUCAGGAGGAGAGUCAGUGAUGAAGAGCAGUCCAGCAGAAUCAUCUCCCACAUCAAGACAUCCAGGAGCCUCCACAUCAUGUGUCUAAUCCCAGUCUUCUGCUGGAUCACUGCUACAGUUCUGGACCACAUGUUGACUACAAACCAGAGAGGAGAGCUGCCCAAGACCCUGACUGACAUGUACUCACACUUCCUGUUGGUUCAGACAAAGAGGAAGAAGCAGAAGUAUGAUGAGGGACAUGAGACGAGUCCACAGGAGCUGACGGAGGCUGACAGGGAAGUUCUUCUGAAGCUGGGGAGGCUUGCGUUUGAACAUCUGGAGAAAGGAAACAUCAUGUUCUACCAAGAAGACCUGGAGCGGUGUGGUCUUGAUGUCACAGAGGCCUCAGUGUACUCAGGAGUUUGUACAGAGAUCUUCAAAAGAGAGUGUGUGAUCUUCCAGAAAACAGUCUACUGCUUUGUUCACCUGAGCAUUCAUGAGUUUCUGGCUGCAGUCUACAUGUUCCACUGUUACACAGACAGCAACACAGAGGUACUGAAGGACUUCCUGGGAGAAGACUACAAGCACAGAGAUCGUGGCCCAUCUCUGGAUGUCUUCCUGAAGAGAGCCAUGGAGAAAUCCCUUGAAAGUAAAAGUGGCCACCUGGACCUGUUUGUUCGCUUCCUUCAUGGCCUCUCUCUGAAGUCCAACCAGACACUCUUAGGAGGUCUGCUGGGUCGGACAAAGAGCAGUUCAGGAAGCAUCCAGAGAGUCAUCAAUAACCUGAAGGAGAUGAACAGAGAUAAUACCUCUCCUGAAAGAAGCAUCAACAUCUUCCACUGUCUGACGGAGAUGAACGACCACUCGGUACAUCAGGAGAUCCAAGAGUUCCUGAAGUCAGAGGACAGAUCAAAGAAGAAACUCUCUGAUAUCCACUGCUCAGCUCUGGCCUACAUGAUGCAGAUGUCCGAAGAGGUUCUGGAUGAGUUGGACCUGAAGAAGUACAACACAACAGAUGAGGGACGACUGAGACUGAUUCCAGCUGUGAGGAACUGCAGAAAAGCUCAACUUUCUCGCUGUGGACUCUCAGCUACUCACUGUGAAGUUGUGGCCUCAGCUCUGAAGUCCAACCCCUCCCAUCUGAGAGAGCUGGAUCUGAGUGACAACAACCUGCAGGAUUCAGGAGUGAAGCUGCUCUCUGCUGGACUGAAGAGUCCAAACUGUAGACUGGAUUCUCUGAGAUUGUGGGACUGCAGUUUGUCAGAGAUCAGCUGUGCUUCUCUGGUCUCAGCUCUGAAGUCCAAACCCUCCCAUCUGAGAGAGCUGGAGCUGAGUGACAACAACCUGCAGGAUUCAGGAGUGAAGCUGCUGUCUGGUUUUCUGGAGAGUCCACACUGUAGACUGGAGACUCUGAGAUUGAGGGGCUGCAGUUUGUCAGAGAUCAGCUGUACUUCUCUGGCCUCAGCUCUGAAGUCCAACCCCUCCCAUCUGAGAGAGCUGGAUCUGAGUGGAAACAAGCUGCAGGAUUCAGAUGUGAAGCUCAUGUGUGGUUUUCUGGAGAGUCCAAACUGUAGACUGGAGACUCUGAGAUUUAGGGACUGCAGUUUGUCAGAGAUCAGCUGUGCUUCUCUGGCCUCAGCUCAGAAGACCAACCCCUCCCAUCUGAGAGCGCUGGAUCUGAGCUUCAACAACCUGCAGAAUUCAGGAGUGAAGCUCCUGUGUGGUUUUCUGGAGAGUCCACACUGUAGACUGGAGACUCUGAAAUUGAGGAAAUGCUGGUUGUCAAAGAUCAGUUGUGCUUCUCUGGCCUCAGCUCUGAAGUCCAACCCCUCCCAUCUGAGAGAGCUGGAUCUGAGCCUCAACGAGCUGCAGGAUUCAGGAGUGAAGCCCCUGUGUGGUUUUCUGAAGAGUCCACACUGUAGACUGGAGACUCUGAGAUUGAGGGGCUGCAGGUUGUCAAAGAAAAGCUGUGCUUCUCUGGCUUCAGCUCUGAAGUCCAACCCCUCCCGUCUGAGAGAGCUGGAUCUGAGAGACAACAAGCUGCAGGAUUCAGGAGUGAAGCUGCUGUCUGAUCUUAUGAAGAGUCCAAACUGUAGACUGGAGACUCUGAGGACCGACAUAGAUGAGUCCAUCAGAGCUGACGGACACGGUCACAAAUAUCCAAGAAUGGAAAUUCCUCAGAGGAAUGUCCCAGCAGAGGACAGCGUCCCAGCAGAGGACAGCGUCCCAGCAGAGGACAGCGUCCAAGCAGGGGGCAGCGUCCCACCAGAAGACAGCGUCCCAGCAGAGGACAGCAUCCCUGCAGAGAAGAGGCUGCAUUUGCUUCGAAAGCAGUUAGUAGAGGGAAUGUCUGAUCCUAAUCUGAAUAAGCUUCUGGAUGAACUCCUUCACUAUCACGUUAUAAACGAUGGUGAAAUGCAGUCGAUCAGAACAAAUGACAGGGAAGAGAAAGCACGACAACUGAUCGACACGGUAAAAAGAAAGGGAACUGAAGCCAGCAAAGUUCUGAUCGAUGCUCUCCCUGAGGUGGAUCCAUACUUUUCCAGAAAGCUGAACUUAAGCUGAAGCAAAAGAAAGAAACUGUGGAGUGUGAUGAUGGAUGUCUAUAAUAGCUGGCUGUUUUAGAGACUUAUAUUACUAAUGUUAUCUUUGAAUGAGAAAUUCCAUCGUUGAAGCCUGUGUGGACUUUCACUCUGAAGGUGAUUCACUGAAGUUUGGGGGAAAAAAGUGAAUUAUUUUUCAAGCUCUUGUGGUUUGGUUUCAAGAUUUUAUAAUCAUUUACUUGGGAUAACUACCGAUGUGUUGUUGCGAUGAAGAGCUGCAAUAGAGAGCUUGUGACUUACGGUUGUCGUAUGUAUGGUCUAAUGUCUAUCGCCUACUGAUUUAUUUCAAGGUUAUCCAUAGGGCCUAUGCUGUGCCUUACUGACGUUGUAAAAUGUGUCUAGUUACUUUGCAUAUCUGUACUUUUAGUUCUGUUAAUGCUCUAGGGACAUUUCUAUAUGUUUUGGGAUUUUCAAAAGGGUCCCUUGACCUCUGACCUCCAGAUAUGUGAAUGUAAAUGGGUUGUAUGGGUACCCACGAGUCUCCCCUUUACAGACAUGCCCACUUUAUGAU
This is a messenger RNA of Sebastes umbrosus (honeycomb rockfish), 3870 nucleotides long. RefSeq names its product NACHT, LRR and PYD domains-containing protein 12-like. The coding region runs from base 1 to 3321 and encodes 1106 amino acids. The record is from RefSeq and is a predicted model, not a curated record. The transcript is spliced from 11 exons. NCBI's taxonomy places the organism in Eukaryota, Metazoa, Chordata, Actinopteri, Perciformes, Sebastidae. Gene Ontology annotation, biological process: regulation of apoptotic process. Gene Ontology annotation, molecular function: protein binding.